CUUGGGGCUCCCUCAGCUGGCACUCCUGGAUAUGCCGCCCGUCGUCAAAAAUGGAGAAGAUACGGAGGCUAGCGUUCGUGCUGCUAACUGUCUUGCAGGUUGUUGUAUCUCUCCCCUUCCAAGGAGACGACAACUCUGAACAUCUAAGCCAAGAAGUUGUCCAGGCGCCCUCCUUGCAGCUUCAUGCUCCUCAAGAAGCUGGCGGUGCGGCUUUGGUCCUUCCGCAGCGUACCGAGACUCUCAGGCAAGCGGCCAGCACCCCUUUGCCAGUGACGGAACGAGCUUGGGACGCUCCUCGGCCUAGAGACGCUUUCACCUCUCGCGCCAAGGUCAUCACGAGCUUUGGUCCAUCUGGAACGGUCCAGAUCCUCGCCAGCACAAAGACGCCAGCCCCCGGCAUCACCCCAUCCGCUCUCGAGACGCUAGGGCAUGUUACCUCGGUGCCAAUCUUGACGAGCCCGAUCCCCAAGCCAACUUCGCUGCUCCCUGUGGCUUCAAUCUUGGUGAGUUUGCAGGCCACGGCGUCGAUCGCUAUCAAAAUGGCGGCCCAGGACAUUUUCGCCGAUCCCAUUUCCACAGAUGCGCCACCCGCAAACAUCGGCAGGAAGCAGGACCAUCCGGCGCCGAGGCUGGGCAUCGCGAAGAACGGCCCGAUUGAGACCAACAAGUUCUACGCGAAUUUCUUCCUGGGCAACCAGACCUCGCCGACGUACUUGCACCCGUACGCGGUGUCCUGGGCGCGGGGCCAGGGGGCGUCAGCGAGCUGGGGCCUGGCUAUUUCGCAUGUGGAGGGCAGUCAGAGGGUCUACGGCCAGACCAGCCCAGAAACGGGCGCCGCGGCGUACUUCAUCAACCCCAUCGGCAUUCAGUCCGUCUGCCUUUCGGCGAAGGAACUGGGAACCGACACGGCGCUGACCACGGAGUCGCUGACCGACUUCUCCGUCCAAGUCAGUCUGCGACCGAACGCACAAGCCGGUGCCGCGGUGCAGUUCCCGUUGGUCCAGGGCUCGGCGUUCAUCACUGCCAUCUACAAUGGGGCUUCUCCAGUGAUCCAGACAGGCGUCUUCUUCAGGACCGUCACCCGCACCACCACGGAUCCGAAGCCUGGAGUCACCAAGUACAAGCUCCACCUCGAAGACGGCAGGACCUGGUUGGUGUAUGCAUACCACACGCGAGGAGACCCGCUGGAUCUUGAAGUGGUCAACAACGGGUUCGCACAAGCCAAGGGGCCGUUCUACGGCAUCAUCCAGGUUGCUAAGGACCCUGGGAAUGGCGAGGCGGUGUACGACCAGGCGUGCGGUGCGUAUCCCACCGGCAUCGAGCUGUCGGGGUCCGUGGACGACAAGACGGGGACGUACAAGUUCUGUUUCCAGAAGGCCGGCAUGCCCGCGACGACGCUCGCGAUGUUCGCGCUGCCUCACCACCAGAGCUCGUUCGACGCCGCCACCCGGAGCAAGGUGACCGGCGUGCUGCUGCAGACCACGACUAAGGGCAUGGCUGCCGCAGUCGUCGCUGAUUCAUGGACCAUGGUCGAGUCGAACCUGCCGACCAACGUGGGCUUCUUGCCCUGGUCGCCGCAGGCCGGGACUGUCACCGCCAUCUCCGACGCGACCAAGCGAUUCAUCCACAACAUCUCUCAGCAGGAGACGUCGCAGGAUAUCCUGCAGCAGACGAACCAGGACUCGAUGUAUUUCAACGGGAAGGCGCUGGCCAAGUUUGCUAGUCUCAUCUUGGCGGUCCAGGAGCUGCUGGGAGAUCAGGAGUUGGCCCAGGCCGGACUGAACAAGCUGAAGGUGGCCUUCGCCCGCUUCGUACAGAAUGCGCAGCAGUACCCGCUUGUGUACGAGAGCGCGUGGGGAGGAGUGGUAUCGUCGGCGACGUACGUGACAGGCGACACGGGUAUGGACUUUGGCAACACGUAUUACAACGACCACCACUUCCAUUACGGCUACUUCAUCUACACGGCCGCCGUCAUCGGACACCUCGAUCCGUCGUGGAUCGGCCCCAACAAGGCCUACGUCAACAUGCUCGUCCGCGACGUCGCCAACCCCAGCACGCGGGACCCGUACUUCCCCGUCUGGCGGUCCUUCGACUGGUACCACGGCCACAGCUGGGCGCACGGCCUCUUCGACACGCUCGAUGGCAAAGACCAGGAGUCCAGUUCCGAAGACACCAUGCACGCGUACGCCAUCAAGAUGUGGGGCUCCGUCUCUGGCGACAAGAAGAUGGAAGCUCGCGGCAACCUGAUGCUCUCAGUCCAGGCCCGGUCGAUGCAGUCCUACUACCUCUACACGGCAUCCAACACGGUCGAGCCGCCCGAAUUUAUCGGAAACAAGGUGGCCGGCAUCCUGUUCGAGAACAAGAUCGACCACACGACCUGGUUCGGCACCAACAUCGAGUACAUCCAGGGCAUCCACAUGCUGCCGCUGCUGCCGCACACGCCCUUCAUCCGCACCCCCAAGUUCGUCGCCGAGGAGUGGGCCACCUACUUCAGCGGCGGCCGCGCCGAGGCCGUCCAGGGCGGCUGGAAGGGCAUCCUCUUCGGCAACUACGCCACGAUCGACCCCCGCGGCGCCUACACCUUCUUCAGCCAGCCAAAUUUUGAUCCGAGCUGGCUCGACGGCGGCGCGAGCUUGACCUGGUACCUGUGCUACUCUGCCGCGCUCGGCGGGCUGUGAAGGAGUGAGGUGGGUUCAAGUUCCCUGUAAACAGCUGGUUUGCGUAUUCUUCGUCUCUAGCGUUUUGUUGGGAUACUGGUUGGUUGUGGGAUAUUGGGGCGUGGUCAAAUCCUCAUUCGCUGGCAAGGAGUCGUGGCUCUGGCAUCUGGCAAGAUGACAACAUGACUUAGCCACUUUCUUGUAUAUGACUUGGAAGACAACACAUCCCUUGUUCUCCUGGGGGGCAUUAAUAACGAAUACACUUCCCUAAUACCUCGCCGACAGUCUCGCUUUCCGCAAAGGAACCAGAUCCCGCAUUUCAGGGUCCUGGUUAGCCACAACGUGUCUGCUGAGGGUGGAAUUUACAGUUCAAUCUCGG
Thermothielavioides terrestris NRRL 8126 is the source of this 3036-nucleotide messenger RNA. RefSeq names its product glycoside hydrolase family 81 protein. The record is from RefSeq and is a predicted model, not a curated record. Gene Ontology annotation, molecular function: glucan endo-1,3-beta-D-glucosidase activity; endo-1,3(4)-beta-glucanase activity. The transcript has 5 exons. Gene Ontology annotation, cellular component: cell surface. Lineage: Eukaryota; Fungi; Ascomycota; Sordariomycetes; Sordariales; Chaetomiaceae. The coding region runs from base 51 to 2678 and encodes 875 amino acids.